Molecule: messenger RNA, 1401 nt
Organism: Gavialis gangeticus (Gharial)
Lineage: Eukaryota; Metazoa; Chordata; Crocodylia; Gavialidae
Gene: MARCKSL1
Product: MARCKS like 1
Exons: 4
Coding region: 137-865 (242 amino acids)
Biological process (GO): actin filament organization; central nervous system development
Cellular component (GO): plasma membrane; cytoplasm
Molecular function (GO): calmodulin binding; actin filament binding
Source: RefSeq, a predicted model, not a curated record
GACGACGCUGAGCCGACAGCGCGGCGGGGUCUCGGGGCGCCUCCCCCAGCCGCUCCCUCUCUCUCUUGGCUUUUUUUCCCCCCCCCGUUUUUUGUGUUUUCCCGGGCGGGGGAUUUGGCUUGUCCAUCGCGCAGACAUGGGAAGCCAGGGCUCCAAGGCAGCGAAAGGAGACGUGAUCGCCCAGAAGUCGGCAGAGGCCGUAUCGGUCUCUCCCUCCAAAUCCAAUGGCCAGGAGAAUGGCCAUGUGAAGAUCAAUGGGGACGUGUCUCCAAAGGCGGAUGGAGAAGCCCCACCACUGAAUGGCAAUGGAUCUGCCGAACCGGUCAAAGAGGAGGCCAAGGCAGAGUCUGCCAGCGGAGAUGUCAUUGAACCAGCCCCUGCUGCUGAAGGUGGAGAGGCCAAACCUGAGGGAGCUGUGCCCUGCAAGGAAACCCCCAAGAAGAAGAAGAAGUUCUCCUUCAAGAAGUCCUUCAAGCUGAGUGGGAUCUCCUUCAGGAAGAACAAGAAAGAGGGUGGAGAUUCUUCAGUGUCCUCUCCCACCGAUGAGCAGGACAAAGCAGAAGCCAAAGGAGAGGAGAACCCCACUUGUCCUACCGGCGAAACUGAGCAGACCACUACAGCCCCGGAGGGGAAGGCAGAGGAAAAAGCUGCUGCAGCAGAGAACAGUCCUGCAGCUCCUGCUGCUGAGGGGCAGCAAGAAGUGGAGCCUAAAAGGGAAGAUGAAGAAGCAGGGGAAACCAAGGAGGAGCAGCAGCCACAGCCAGGAGAAACUCAGGAGGAAAUGGCUAAGCCACAGGAGCCCUCAAAACCUGUAGAGCCUGAGCCCAGUACAACACUUGCAGCAGCUGAGCAGAAGGAAGAGUAGAGCCCACCUGGCAUUAUCAUAACUUAAGACUUUUGUGCCAUCCUCCUCAUCCCAGUAACACCAUGGAUUUGCUGACUUGCCCACACACCUUCUGUCUUCAAAGUAGAACUGACAACACCUUCUAAAAUUAAGACACCUGAAUUUUCUCCCCCGCCUUAGUACAACUCUGCACUGUUAGAAAACUGAUCUGGAUUUCCACCACUACAACUUGGAGUAGCUUUCCCCCCACCCCUCCCUCUCCAAUCCUUUAAAACUGUGGAGGAAGAUAAUCCUGGACAUAACUGGAAUUUAUUUAGACAGUUUACUGAGAACCCAGAUAUUACACCAAACUGUGGUAUCUCUACUGGCCUACUCAUUUCAACUAAUCUCCCAAGCAGCUUUCAAAGCCCAACAAGCCAGUGAAGUUUACCGGAUUCUUUCCACCCCACUAUCCCCCCCACCUCAGUUUACAUUCCUGGUUCUGACUUCAUUUAAAGUAUUUUGUGCUUUUUAUAGAAACCAAUGGUUUAAAAGCUAAUCUGGUUAGUUUUUUAUAA